Lentinula edodes (shiitake mushroom) is the source of this 3056-nucleotide messenger RNA. RefSeq lists its product as uncharacterized. The transcript has 3 exons. The record is from RefSeq and is a predicted model, not a curated record. Lineage: Eukaryota; Fungi; Basidiomycota; Agaricomycetes; Agaricales; Omphalotaceae. Bases 133 to 2850 code for a protein of 905 amino acids.
CGUCCAAUUGCAUGCUUCAUCGGUAUCGUCGCCGUCGUCCACACUACCAUCAUUUCCGGGAUCGUUGUCAAAUCUGGAGAAUGUUUCGGGUACAAACAGCCGAAGGAAGCACAGGCAGAAACCUCGCAGCCAAUGUCUCCCGUGUCGCCGGUAUCCCCAGUUUCACCCGCGCGGACAAUCAAAGGAGAAGGUCAGAGAAUGGAUUUAGACUGGGGGAGAUCUAAUGCGGGAGAGUCCUCCGUCGACGUAUCUGCUAUACCUGGCGGUCCCUCCGUCCCUCUCGCUCUUGAUUCUUCUAUGGUCAUAUCCCCUUCCAUGGACCUGUCUACUCCACACCACUCAUUUGCCUAUAGUGAUUCCUUGGCUCGUCCCCUCGUGGUUCGGGGCGGGCCAGACUCUGCAGGUGUGAGACGAGAAUGGGUCAUACGGAAGGAAGUUCACUCGAAUCAGGGUGGAGACGGGAAGCCAGAGAUUGUUAAAACAGGGAAGGAUGGUGGUAUUCAAAGCGAACAGACGAAAGACAAGGACAAAGCUGAUGCUUUAACUGGGAUGUCAAUCGGCACUGAUGAAGUAUGGGAGAAUUUUUUAUUGGGUAAAUUCCAUGUCGUGAGAGACGACAUGUCUCCUAGAAUUGGGAAAGUCAAUUCCGUUGAUGCCAACGGCAAUGUUAAAUUUGUCAACGGUGGUGGUGAUAAAGCUACGGAGGGGAAUGUGUUAGGAUUCCGUGUCCCCCUUGGAAAACCACCGCAGCAGAGGCUCAUCAUCAAGCAUUUACGGGAAGACAAUAAAUCUCAAGUGGGACAUCCCGUUGCCAUCGGUACUGCAAAACAACCUCAUGCAUCCCUGUCUGACAUUAAUGGCUCGUUACAUGUAGAUCCAUCGAAGCGUCAAACCAAGCUCCCAGAUCUUACCGUAUCGGAGAACCCCCCUUCAUUAUCAGUCUCUUAUCAGGCACUUCACAGUCAACAUGCCGCCGGAUCCUCCCAUUCCUCUACAUCCAACACGAACUCUGCCACUAUUGCUACUUCCAAUCUUCAAUCACUUCGACAUGAUUCCCACUAUCCAUCUAUCUUGGUGCACAAACACUCGAAGGUUGCUGCAUUUUCAAUCAACCGACAAUAUCGAGCGGCGUCGAAGGAGUCGAAAGAAUCGUCCUCCGGGCGCAUGCGUGUUGUAAUGCUUGCACCACGAGAUAUUCAGGAGGCAUUCACCAAUACUGCGACGACCAAAAAGCUGGGUACGGUCAUAGACCGCCAUGAGGCGGCACGGGUGGCAUUUUCACCUGGGCAUGAUCAAACCGUAACAGACAAGAAGGGAAAGACCAAAAUGAAGAAGCACAGUAGCAUCUAUAUCUCCUCAUUUAAAGGAAAACAUCGUCCAAGUGACGGCGCCCCCCAAGUGAAGUCUGAGGGUCAGAUUGUGCUUGACCAUCUUGACAUAGAGGACCAAUAUCUUAGGCAGAGUACCUCGAAGCCUUCAGCGUUGGCUAAGAAUACCGGCUCUGUGCGAGAUAAGGUUGGCACGCAGUCCGCACCAACUUAUGAUAGGUCAUAUGAAUUGAUAACACCCAGAGUUGGGUAUGAUGGUGUUAAUCUCGGGAAUAAAGAACACGAAGAGUUCAGCCUUUCUGAUCAAGGCGUUAACGAAGGAGGUUGGCAUAUAAGAACCCGGACUCAACACGAACCGCAGUCUCGAGAAAACUACAAACGUACAUAUGGGACUCUCGCGCACCCUCCCCACUCUUUCGGCAAUUUCUCUUCAGUUUCACCGGCGUCAUCGAGGCCGUCGAGAAUCCUCAAACGGUUAAUACCUUGGGAUUUAUCUUCGCCGUCAGUGUCAACUGCUGUACAUGGCUCUAGCUCGAAAGCCACUUCCAGCACAGGGAACACUUCAACAAUGACUCGCUCUGUCAGUACGCGGGAUACUACGCCGACGCAAUCCGCGGGCUCAGACAUUUCAAUUCCGUACGACCCUCCUUGGGUAACUUUUGCCUCCAGAGAACAACAAGAAAUUCAACGGAACGUACUUGGUCGACUAGAGUAUUCAUUUGAGCACGUCGGACUCCUACCGCCUAAGGAUAAAGAUGUGGACCGGGAAAGGUCAAGAACAAAGAAUACCGUGAAGGAAGGCCUGCAUGAACUGAACGCAGGAAGUAUUAUACCGAAACUGCACAAAAAGAACGAUAUACUAUCCCCUGUUCCUGCAGAUGCAUUCUUCAUGCUGCUACCGCUUUGGCCAGCAGAUACGGACAUACAUUCUCAGCGUUUGUCUCCGUUUGAUAUACCUUCUAUCCCUGCAGAGAGUCGGAAAUAUCUACUGAUUUUUUACAAGUCAUUGCAAGUCGAGCAAUCUUCAAAGGGUUCAUCUAUAUAUGAUUCUAGGCUGAAGAUUCUUCUUCCUGGUUUCCGUGCUAUUGCCCGGCAGGUCUCUCACCAAGAGCUGCAAGGCACAGGCAUACGAAUUCCUGAACAAGGUAUUUCUGUGAACGGUCCGUUAGAGGAUGCAUUCACGCAGAUGCCUGGCUUGAGCGAUACUGGCUCUGGAUCAGGUCUUGGUACAUCCCCUUCUGUUCCUGUCUCUGAUUCUCAACUGUGUGUGAUUGCAUCUUGCUACUCCCGUGAUGUAGGACUGGAAUUUGACCCCGAAGCCUUGAUAGAAUUGGGUUUAUGCAGGAUCUUAGGCAGCAAGGGGGACACCAAUACAGAUGGGAAGAGUUCGCUUCCUGCACGGAUGGAUGGAGAACAAUUUGAUGCGGAGCGAUCGAUGACAGUCAAAUUGACACCAAUCGGUAAUGCGGUCAUGGAAAUGGUAUGGGUUGGGGGGUUAGCAUUGACCAGUUUUGGCGGUUAAUUUCUUCAGGAUAAUUCUUCCUUGCUCGCGCUGUCUACGUAUAUACGUACUUCAAAUCCAUUGUUCAACGUACAUAGACUGGUAAUACGUUGUCACUUAAGAUUACAUUCAAUUACUAUCCAGAAUUCCUGUACAUUCUCGUUAGACAGAAUCACGAAUUGUAUCAUCGUAUUCUUCGGGUAUUCUUUAAAAAUAUUUCUUUUGCA